Molecule: messenger RNA, 1489 nt
Organism: Xyrauchen texanus (razorback sucker)
Lineage: Eukaryota; Metazoa; Chordata; Actinopteri; Cypriniformes; Catostomidae
Product: probable RNA-binding protein 18
Exons: 6
Coding region: 209-775 (188 amino acids)
Molecular function (GO): RNA binding
Source: RefSeq, a predicted model, not a curated record
UGUUGAUGUUUUGAAUGCUAAGCUAACUGGAACCAGCCGAUGUUUUGUCUGACUCGUUCGUGUGGCAGAUAUACGAGGUGACGGUUCAGUUUUGAGGCAUUGACACCCAUUUGUAUACAUCGUGUCUUUUAGUUGUGUUUACAGAGCAAAAGGGAGAAACAGGAAAAAAGGUCACAGAAACGGCUCAUUCAUUGUUCUCAGGACCCCAAUGCAGUCAGCUGCAGAGACUGUGGAGAAUGCCUCAAUCCUGUCAGGUGGCUUGGCACAGGAGGGUCAUCGGCUCUGGAUCGGCAACAUUGACCCCAAGAUCACAGAGUACCAUUUAGUGAAGCUCCUGGAGAAGUUUGGCAAAGUGAAGCAGUUUGACUUCCUGUUCCACAAGUCGGGUCCUCUGGAGGGCCAGCCAAGAGGAUACUGCUUUGUGAACUUCUACACCAAAGAGGAGGCUGAGCGGGCCAUUCAGUGUCUGAAUGGAAAGUUGGCGCUUUCUAAGAAGUUAGUGGUACGCUGGGCUCAUGCUCAGAGGUUCGAAACCUUCAGAGGAGACAAGAAUCUGCCUGCCAGUUUAGAGCCUUCAUCCAGUGAAGCAGGAGAGCAGCCAACUUCACUGAGUGUUAAUGCAAAGAUUCAUGCCAUUGAAACCAAGCUGCAGAUGAUGGACGACAACCCAGAUGACUUUUCUGGACCCUUAGUGUAUAUCUACAACAAGCCUUCCGAUAAGAAGGACAAGAGAUCCCAGCCCUACCGCAAGCAGUUCCGCAAAUUCAGGUGGUGACCUCUCCUAAAACUGGCCAAGUGUCCCUGCACUGAACAGACUGUGGACUGAGAUGUACGGAGAUAAGCUUUUCUUAUCUCUUGGCCAAUGUUUCUUGACUGUAAUGCAUUACGAGAAGGAGUGUUACACCUUUGAUUUGGACUGUUGUGCCUUUUCCAGGCCAAUAUAGGAGUAAUUUUACCAUGAAAGACAUUAUCUGAAGUAAGCGGGAUAUAAGAAUAUUCAAGUGAAAUGAGUUUAUCCUCUUUUUUUUUUUUUUUAUACCGAUGUUAAUUAUUUCAGUUCUUCAGGUGAUGAUAACUUUUGCACCUUUCUGAAUUUUCAAACACAUUUACGUACACAUGUCCCUUAUAUUCUUCCAGAAUGCUUGCUUGUGUUGGGUUUUUUUUUUUUAUUCAAUUGUAAACUACUACUGUGCUGCUUGCAGAAGUGUUGUUGUGUUGUGUGUUAGGAAUCUCACGAUCUCAAAUCUACACACUAUUACCUAUAUUUGUUAGACUGUUUGAGUCAUUUAUUUAUAUAGGAAAGCACAAAAUUCUGCUCAUUAGAGCUGCAUUGUUGCUGUACAAUUCUUUCACUAUAAAUAUCUUUGCAUUUUUAUGUCAAAAUUUAAAAGGGCUCACAUGUCAUGGACAGUUUGGAUCAAGUGUAAAAAUAUUGGUAUUUUGAUAGAUUUUGCUCUUGCCAUAUUAAAAAAUAAAUAAAUAAUAAUGU